AGCAGCGGCAACAGCUGCAGCUGCCGCCGCUCCUCCAGCCUCCAGCUCGCAGGGCUCGUUGCAGAGUCUGUGGUCUCCACUCCCGGGAACCAGCCUUCGGAGCUCCCGCAUCUCGGGGCCGCUGCGCCUUGACUCUGAGGAAGAGCUGGUCAGCUUAGAGCCGCCAGGCAGGACCCAAGAUGGUACUCUCCCUCCUAGCAAAAUCGAUGGUGAAAAUAUUCUUUCUCUCCUUCCUUCUUCAAACUACACUCUCGCUGAACCCCGAUGAUCCCAAUGUGUGCAGUCACUGGGAGAGCUAUGCUGUGACAGUCCAGGAAUCCUAUGCUCACCCUUUUGACCAGAUCUACUAUACAAGAUGUACCGACAUUCUCAACUGGUUCAAGUGCACAAGGCAUCGAAUCAGUUAUAAGACGGCGUAUCGGAGAGGCCUCAGGACCAUGUACCGACGGAGAUCCCAGUGCUGCCCAGGAUACUACGAGAACGGAGACGUCUGCAUACCCUUGUGCACAGAAGAAUGCGUCCAUGGCCGCUGUGUCUCCCCCGACACCUGUCACUGUGAGCCUGGCUGGGGAGGUACUGACUGUUCCAGCGGCUGUGACAGUGACCACUGGGGUCCCCACUGCAGCAACCGCUGCCAGUGCCAGAACGGGGCCUUGUGCAAUCCCAUCACGGGGGCCUGCGUGUGUGCCGACGGCUACCGGGGCUGGCGCUGCGAGGACUUCUGCGAGCCAGGGACCCACGGCAAGGGCUGUCAGCUCCCCUGUCAGUGCCACAACGGGGCCACCUGCGACCCUCGCACCGGAGAGUGCCACUGUGCCCCGGGAUACACUGGCGUCUACUGCGAGGAGCAGUGCCCACCUGGGAGCCAUGGGGCACAUUGCGACCUCCGCUGUCCCUGCCAGAAUGGGGGUACCUGCCAUCACAUCACAGGGGAGUGUGCUUGCCCUCCUGGCUGGAUGGGAGUAGUGUGUGCCCAGCCCUGCCCACCAGGGACAUUUGGCAUCAACUGCAGCCAGAGCUGCCCGUGCCAUCAUGGAGGGCAGUGUGACCAUGUGACCGGGCGGUGCCAGUGUGCAGCUGGCUACAUGGGGGACAGGUGCCAGGAGGAGUGCCCCAUCGGGACCUUUGGAUUCCAGUGCUCCCAGCGCUGUGACUGCCACAACGGGGCCCAGUGCUCCCCCGCCUCCGGGGCCUGUGUGUGCGAGCCGGGCUACAAGGGGGCUCGCUGCCAGGAGCGGCUGUGUCCCGAGGGGCUGCACGGCCCGCAGUGCGCCCAGCCCUGUCCCUGCAACGUCACCAACACACUCAGCUGCCAUCCUGUGUCGGGAGCUUGCACGUGCCACGCAGGCUGGGCCAGCCCUCACUGUAACGAAUCCUGUCCUGCUGGCUCCUAUGGAGAGGGCUGUCGGCUGCUGUGUGCCUGUCAGAAUGGGGCAGACUGUCACAGCAUCACAGGGAGCUGCACCUGUGCCCCAGGCUUCAUGGGCGAAGUCUGCGCGCUGCCCUGUGCCUCCGGGACUUACGGCCCCAACUGCUCUUCUGUCUGCACCUGCAAGAAUGAGGGCACCUGCUCCCCCAUCGAUGGCACCUGCACCUGCAAGGAAGGGUGGCAGGGGGUGGACUGCUCCCUCCCAUGCCCCAGAGGUACCUGGGGCCUCAACUGCAAUGAGACGUGCACCUGCGCCAAUGGGGCGGCCUGCAGCCCGACCGAUGGUACCUGCUCCUGCUCCCCUGGCUGGCUCGGAGACACCUGCGAGCAGCCCUGCCCGGAGGGAACUUACGGGCUGAACUGUAGCGAGCACUGUGACUGCGGCCACGCGGACGGCUGCAACCCCAUCACCGGCCAUUGCUGCUGCCUGGCCGGCUGGACUGGUGUCCGCUGUGAUAGCACAUGUCCCCCAGGUCACUGGGGCCCCAACUGUUCCAUCUCCUGCAGCUGUGAGAAUGGAGGCUCCUGUUCCCCAGAAGAUGGGACUUGCGAGUGUGCACCAGGCUACAGGGGUCCCCUGUGCCAAAGAAUCUGCCCCGCUGGCUUCUAUGGUCACAGCUGCAACCAGCCCUGCCCGCUUUGUGUGCACAGCAAUGGACCCUGCCACCACGUCACUGGCCACUGUGACUGCCUCCCUGGAUUCUCCGGUUCUCUCUGCAACCAAGUGUGUGCUGGAGGAAGAUUUGGGAAGGACUGUUCUCAGCACUGUUCGUGCUCCAACAAUGGAACUUGCAAUCCUAUCGAUGGCUCCUGCCAAUGCUUCCCUGGCUGGAUUGGCAAGGACUGUACCCAAGCCUGCCCACCAGGGUUCUGGGGCCCUGCCUGCUUCCACACCUGCAACUGUCACAAUGGGGCCGGGUGCAGUGCAGACGAUGGGGCCUGUCGGUGCACCCCGGGCUGGACAGGGCUCUUCUGCUCACAGCGUUGUCCCACAGCAUUUUACGGGAAGGACUGUGGGCAUGUGUGCCAGUGCCAGAACGGCGCCGACUGCGACCACAUCAGUGGCAAGUGCUCCUGCCGGACUGGCUUUACAGGACGGCACUGUGAACAGAAGUGUUCCCCAGGAACCUUUGGCUAUGGGUGUCAGCAGCUGUGUGAGUGUAUGAACAAUGCUACCUGUGACCAUGUCACUGGCACCUGCUAUUGCAGCCAGGGUUUCAAAGGCAUCAGGUGUGACCAAGCUGCCCUCAUGAUGGAAGAGCUGAACCCCUACACCAAGAUCAGCCCAGCCCUGGGCUCAGAGAAGCACUCGGUGGGGGCCGUCAUUGGAAUCGUCCUGCUGCUCCUGGUCAUCGUGGCCCUGCUGAGCCUGUUUGCUUGGCACCGGCAGAGACAGAAGGAGAAAGGCAACGACAUGCCUCGGGUCUCCUACACGCCAGCCAUGAGAAUGACCAGCACCGACUACUCGCUGUCAGAUGUGUCUCAAAGUAGCAGCCAUGGUCAGUGCUUUUCCAACCCCAGCUACCACGCUCUGACAUGUGGGGUGCCUUCCGAAACAGUCAGUAAUUUGGACAGGAACAGCUCCACUAAGCUCAGUAACAAAUCCCUUGACAGAGAUACGUCUGGGUGGACACCUUACAGCUAUGUGAACGUGCUAGACUCCCAUUUCCAGAUCAGUGCCCUGGAGGCCAGGUACCCGCCCGAGGACUUCUACAUUGAACUUAGACACCUUGGCUGCCCCGCUGAGCCAAACACACCAGGUGCUUGUGGGAUGGAUAGACGUCAAAACACAUAUAUCAUGGAGAAAGGUUUCAAAGAUUACACAAAAGAAUCCGUAAGCAGCUCAAGUACGUGCUCUCUAAACAGCAGUGAAAACCCCUACGCCACCAUCAAGGAUCCGCCCCUCCUUCCCUGCAAGCCCCCGGAAAGCAGCUAUGUAGAGAUGAAGUCACCUGCUCACAGGGAUUCUCCAUACACAGACAUGCCCUCCUUGUCGACAUCUAAUAAAAAUAUAUAUGAAGUUGAACCCACAGUCAGUGUGGUCCAAGAAGGCCGUGGUCAUAGCGCCAGCUAUAUCCAGAAUCCAUACGACCUACCUAGGAACAGCCAUAUUCCUGGUCAUUAUGACCUCCUCCCAAUAAGACAGAGCCCUGCCCAUGGACCCUCUCAGGACAAACAAUCUUAAAAAGGGAAAAACGCGCUUGUGAUGUGCUGUACUGGACACACACUCUGAUUCACUGAAAGAAGACAAUCCUUUGACUUGAAAUAAUGGUAAACAAGGAACACUGGUAUGCACCAACUCCUGCUGCAUGAUCGCUUUUUACACUCUCCACCUAGGACUAACGAGCAACUUCCAAAGAGACUGGAAUAACUGUCCAAUGAAGCUCUUUAUAUGGUCUACCCCCAAAAUAAUACAACUCUCUGGACUGUGUUAUAACAACACUUUACAAGAUGAGUCAACACCAGCUGUAUAGACAAAUUGAGACAUGAAUGGAGAGCUAGUGGAACAUUUUGGGGUUUAAAAAAAAAAAACAAACAAAUCCUGGGGAAUAAAAGUAAAGGAGAAGUGAGGGUGGUAGAAGAAAAGGGAGGCAUGGGGAAGGGGAAAUAUUUUAAAAGCACCAAUUAAUAUGAUAUCUGUAUGUUUGGGCAAUGUUAUUACUAUACCCAUUUCUUUGAUCUUCUUUUAUAGUAAGUUGUUUUUUAUGGUCUUCUUUAGUAACAAGAUAUAGAGAGAUGCCUCAUGCCAUCAUAUUAUCAGUGCAUCAAGUUGCUAUGACUAUAUUCUGGUUUCAUCAAAUCUCAAUGGCUCCAAGUCAUGGUUUAGUUGUCUCAAGAAUUAUGUAUGUCAACUCAAGUGGAAUCCUUUUAAUAAUUUUAACAAUUUAAUUUCUCCCCCUUUUGGCCUAAAGAUAGUUAUAAAGCUGUGAUUUUUACAGAAACGCAAACUAUUUCCAGAGUAGAAACUUUCUUCUGUGUCUAGAGAUGGUCCAGGAUAGCUUUACCAACUGCCAUCAGACAUAAACUCUUGGCAGUGUCAACCAGUUUCAUUAAGAUCUCCUUUGAUCUGGGACUAUUUUUAUAUAACACCUCAGUCAUUCUACUUAAAAACUAGCUUUCAAAGGAAGUUUUAAAUAAUCAUUUAUGGAACACAAUGAAAAGCUAGACAAAAUAGCUAUAAAGUCUGCCUAAAUUUUUUUAAAGUGAUAAUCUUUGACAUUUAAACUUGUUUUCAAGCAAUUCUUUGUAAAAUUUGAAUUUGAUGUAGUACUGAGUCUAAAUGUGUAAAGUUAAACAAGAGGCAGAAUUAGGAAGUUAAUUGUUAUGGGAUUUUUUUUAAUGUGACCAAAUAGAGUGAUCAAAGAAAAAAAUGAACUUUGAUCAAUUGUAGCAUAAACAGAACCAUGGUAGAAAUUACCUUCAGAAACUAGGAAGAAAUUUUUUUACUUUAGAACCAAUCAUUCCAAGACACAAUGAUCACCAAAGUUAUUGUUUCAAUGGGUUAGUGAUCUAAGUCUAGGUAUUCAGGGGUAGUAAGUACUUCAAAUCACCACUAAAGGCAUGAUAGGAUUUUUAGCAGUUUAGGUAAUGUCCUAUUAAGACAGAGACAAAGCCAACACUUCAAACCUUAGAAUAAUAUUCACAAGAGAACUUCAAUGGCAAGCCGAAGAAAAUUUAAAAAAACAAAAAAACAAAACCCAUGCCAUAACUGUACCUUGUCAUUCUCCAAUAUUGAUCCAUUCAGCAAGGAGCACUUCCAUGGAGUCCACAAAGAAGUAAGGAAAUGACUAGUGAAGACAGAACUGUUUCUAUAUGGAAGCAAGAGAGUUUCAAAGCCCUUAAUGCAAAUGAUAAUCUGCUGUAUAAAAAAAUUAGUUAAAGCAUUAGCCAAGAAAGAAAAACAUUUUUUCCAUACAUAGGCUUAAAAGGAAGCAGAUAUUCCCAUUGUGGGAUGAUACAUAAUAUAUACAUGAAUGCUGCAUGUAUGCAUGGGAGCAAAUGGGUGAUCAGCAAUAGCAAUUUUGUGUUCCAGAAAAGCCUUAUAAACUAUAAUUCAACAUUUAUUUUAUAGGUCCAGGUAACUUUUACAUAAAUAUAUGUACAUAUUAUAUACAUAUAUAUAUAUAUAUAUAUAAAAAGAUUUACCUCAAUUUCAGGUCAGCCAAUAUUCAAUUAUCUUUAUGGUGAAGAUCAACAAAACAUGGAUGGGUGGAAAGAUAGGUAAGGCAAAACUUAGCCACUACUUGCAAAAUAUUUUUUAAAGUCGGCAAUUGUGCUGCUAAUUUGCAACAAGCAACAAGCUUCAAAAUGUUAAAUAUCAUCCCCAUUCCUUUUCCCUAGUCACUGUCCAAUAGAGGUAUUCCUGAACUGGCCAAAAGCCAGAAUCUAGACACCCAAGAGGAAGAAAAGAAAAGAUAAAAAAGCACCAUUAACCUGAAGUAAGUAACUUCCCAAAGAUAAUUGAGAAUUGACUGCAAAAAAAAAAAGUAUUUCAACCAUAUAUUGGCUAUUGUUAGGUAACGGUCUAGCAUUAGCACAAACAUGUUCAGCUGCCAGCUUAACCAGAUACAUGCUGUUUCUGUAGACUUAACUGGAAACCUAUAGAGAUUCAUUCCUUUGUUCCAGAUGCUGUAUUUUCAACCAAAUGAAGUGAUGUGCAUAGAGUUCUAAAGAAAACACACAUACACACACUGCAUGAUAGCAUUAGAUUAGAAGCUAGACUAUGACAUGGCAAUACUUUUUUAAAAACAAGACAGAUUUGUAAUAUAUUUGUUCAUUGUGCAAAGGUACUGUACCUUGUACAAAAUAAAAUGAAUUCCUCUCAA
Antechinus flavipes (yellow-footed antechinus) is the source of this 6255-nucleotide messenger RNA. It is a transcript of the gene MEGF11, whose product is annotated as multiple EGF like domains 11. The record is from RefSeq and is a predicted model, not a curated record. Gene Ontology annotation, cellular component: membrane. The transcript has 26 exons. Gene Ontology annotation, molecular function: protein binding. Lineage: Eukaryota; Metazoa; Chordata; Mammalia; Dasyuromorphia; Dasyuridae. The coding region runs from base 180 to 3614 and encodes 1144 amino acids.